AUGGCAGAUUUCGAUGCGAUAUAUCAAGACGAGACGGAUCCUGAGGAGAAUAUAGAAGAAACUCAUGUAACUUUAGUGCCAGAUCCAAUAGUGGUCCGUGGAGCUGGAAAUAUGACUGUUUUUGGUCUAAGCAAUCGCUUCAAUGAUGAAUUUCCUCCUGGGCUACAGUCGCGUGUGGCGCCUGAAGAGUAUCAAGCCACGGUGGCGCGUAUUAACAGCGUACUGAAGAAAACACUACCUGUCAAUGUGAAGUGGUUGUUUUGCGGUUGUAUGUGCUGUUGUUGCACACUCGGAUGCUCUCUAUGGCCGGUCAUUUGUCUUAGUAAAAGGACUCAACAUUCGCUCAACAAACUUCUGGAAUGGGAAAAUAGCAGGCUUUAUAACAAACUGGGUCUUCGCUGGCGACUCACGAAGCAGCACUGUGACUCUUCCUCCAUGAUGGAAUAUGUGUUACUAAUAGAAUAUAUACCCAAAAUACCGAUUUACAGGCCUGACUAA
This is a messenger RNA of Leptosia nina, 498 nucleotides long. The record is from the annotation of a GenBank genome assembly. NCBI's taxonomy places the organism in Eukaryota, Metazoa, Arthropoda, Insecta, Lepidoptera, Pieridae.